UCAACAGACACUAUCGUACCACAGCAAGUCGACGUGGCAUCUUGAGCGGUCGCUGCUCUUACUGAUCGCUUCUGCUGGUCGCAACGCUUCAUCAGUCGAUCAGCCGACGCGUUUCUUGCUCGCAAAAGGUUCAGGAGGUCCUUUCUAUCUUCUUAUAGGCAACUAGAAGAAUUGGGCUAGCAGGUUCUACAAAACAUGUCUGCUGAAGCAGAAACCAAGGUGGAAGGUCAAUCGCCAGUGCCUCAGGCUUCGACAGAAGAUGCUGCAUCUCCUGCUUCUCCGAUGCAGCAAGAUGCCGCUUUAGCAAGUGACGACGCCCGUAUUGAGAAUCAAAUGGAGGUCGAGCAGGAAAAUAGCAAACAACCUGAAUCCGAGCCACGGCAAGUAGGAGAGGAUUCCGAAACGACGAGGUAUCCUCCCGUACCCGCUCAAGUCUUGCAGAACGUCAAGGAUCUCAAGGAUGAGAUUUUGAGCGGCCAGCAUCCCACCGUUCAGGCGCCCGAGGGUGGUCCCGAUGCGGACGAGGAGGAGAACGAAGAAAGAGUGGACGUCGUCUUGAAAAGCUUCGAAGCGAAAAGAGAGGAGGAGGAUGGACAGGAAGGACAGGCUCAACGGGAUGCCGCUGAUAGUGACCAGGAAGCCAAAACGGGGAACAAGAGAGAUGCCGAAAGCAUGCUGAUCACCGAAGAAGACGCCCCUGCCCCUCAAGAUGUCGGUGUUGCGAAGGGUCAAGCUCAGGAAGCUCCUGAGCGUGAUGCGAAACGCGCUCGUCACGAGCAAGAUCAAGGUGCCCACAAGCGUGCAAGCAAUCAGCGAGAAAAGACGGCUGCCGAUGCGUCUUUCCGGAAACCAUCCGUCAGCGACAGCCGAGCCUCUCGUGGUGACCUUCAUGCUUCAGGCUCGGGUCUUUCUCGAUCCGGCUCCAGGACUUAUACUGAAAACUCGCAGACUCGGCCUUCCACCUACAAUGACAGAUAUCUCGGGCCGGAUGCACGGGGAGGCCGAUCGUAUGCUUCGGAUAGGAAUUCUGUUUCGAACCGCUCGGCUGCGACUAGUCACACCGACAGGUUGUCGACCGACUCUUCCCGACGCGAUCAUGAACGAGAUCGGGUUCAAGAAUCUCGAAGUCACAGAGACUCGGCUUAUGAACGAGGAGGACCUCCUCCUUCCAAUGGUCGAGACUAUCGCCGACCGGACAGGGAUGGGGACGAUCGUCGAGUCUCCAGUGGCCCACCCGCACCGACGGACAGAGACGUCAAGCCCGCUUUGAGGGACAGAAUCAGUGGUGCACCUCCCCUCCGUCGACCGUCUCCUCCCGUUUCGGCGGCUUCGAACGGCGCGACCAGGUACUCGAAGCCUCCUCAGCACAAGCCUGAACUUUAUGGAGAUAGACCUGCAGAUGAUCGUCGUACUGGUUACAAAGACCGAGCUCCUCCUGGGCAGCGAGAGAGGUACCCCUCAUCUGGAGCGCCGGCCGGUAGUGUACCUGGAUAUGAUCGUCGAGAAGUUGCCAGAACCAGCAGUAUGCCCGAGAGGAUGAGUGACCCUCGCAGUUUCCCUCCCAAAAACUCGACUAGUUACAGCGAGAUCCGUGGCCUUCCUGACCCCCGACCACCGUAUCCCGAACAGGCUAGAAAAUCGCCCCCGCUUGAUUCUAGAUAUACCAAACCUUCCAGUACCUACCGAGACAACGAGCCUCAUCGCUCCAACCCGAAUGUGACCUAUUCUCGUCCUCCCGUGCCUAGAGAUCCGCUCGGUCCGCCCCCUCCCAGAGGAUCGAGCCCUCCUCCGAGAAGAGCAUACGAAGCGCCGGCUGGAACUGCCCCUUCGGUAUCAUCGGGCAGGACUUAUGGUUACGGUCCCAACUCUACCGUACCAUCUCAAUCUUACGCGGCUGGCAGACCUGAGUUCGAUCGAUACGCUGCUGGAGGUCCCCCUGGCGAUGCCUAUAGGGAACGAGAGAGGCCCGCCGAAUACCGUGCUCCGCCUGCUGCCGCGCCUUCUCCUGACCGCUAUUACCCCGCCAGUGUCGCACCGCCACCCGCUGUUGACCCGUAUGCUCGCACAAGUUACGAGAGGCAGCCGCCUCAAUACGACCGGUACGGCCGACCUAUCCCCUUGGAACAAGGACUCCCUCCUACCUACGCUUCUCCUGCAAGAUCCGCUGCACCUUACAUCGCGCCUCCUGUGCCUGCUUCGUCGGUAUUGGAUGCUGAACUGUUGGAUCUCAAAGCCCGCAUGGCCGAAUUGGAACGUCGUCGUGAAGCCGAAAAGAUGGUGGCGGUAGCUGUUCCUCCGCCCAGAAGCUACCCGAAUGGUUUUCCCGAGCUUUCGUAUGGCGGUGGCCCUCGAGGCGGCAUGACGAGCGAUCGCGGUUACCCCCCUCGAGAACGUGUACGGGAACGUGAGCGUGAACCCGCCAGCUUGUACCCUCCUCGAAACGGACCUCUUCCCGGAACCGCGAGGGAUUCGGCCUACGGUCCGCCCAGGAAUGGUCCUAAUGACUUGCCUCCUCCUCGAAACAUGCCUAUGCACCGAGGUCCUGCCCGUCGUUCGCCUCCCCCUCUUGGGCGAGACGAUCGUUCCAGGCGCUGAUGACAAUAGGGCUCGAGGACCGCAGAUAGUCUCCAAGACUCGUCUCGGCGGAUAACGUUCUCUACGACUACGACGACUGGAUUGAACGGAUAUGACCCGCAACGUCCGACAAGGCGCCUGAAAACAACAAAACAAAGACGAGAUUUCUGGACUUGGUUCGUCAUCAAAGGAGAACCUGGUCAUUGUUCCUCUUUUGCUUUCUUUUGCUCUAGGCUGGAACACCGCGACACGGCUACAUCUGAAUCCGCUGCUCUCGACCAACGACAUCACUAGCCCAUAUUGGCAAGGGUCCUUUGGUGGUAGUUGGCGCGUAUAUAUAUAUAUGUAUAGCCUACCUGUCUUCCCAAUGGCGUAAUUUCCCUUUUUACCUUACGAUUGUUCUUCAAGUUCGGACGUACGUCGGAUCCGAUACUCCAUAUGCUA
Molecule: messenger RNA, 3018 nt
Organism: Filobasidium floriforme
Lineage: Eukaryota; Fungi; Basidiomycota; Tremellomycetes; Filobasidiales; Filobasidiaceae
Exons: 3
Coding region: 196-2595 (799 amino acids)
Source: RefSeq, a predicted model, not a curated record